Messenger RNA from Ostertagia ostertagi, 756 nucleotides. Lineage: Eukaryota; Metazoa; Nematoda; Chromadorea; Rhabditida; Trichostrongylidae. The record is from the annotation of a GenBank genome assembly.
AUGCUAUCGUCGCCGACGAUGAUGGUGGGCGAUUAUGGAGAAGGAGAGGAGAUGGAGCGGAUUCAAAUGGAGCAACAGGCGAUUGCUGCUGCUGCAGCGCAGCAGCAACCAAUCAUGGCGCAGGCUGGCCGUAAACGAGGUCUGGUCGAUAUGGGUUCGCCCCAGAGUACCGAACAAGAAAAAGUGCUUUUGUCGGCGGUUGAGCAACUGAUGUCAGAUGAAUCGAUGCCACCGUAUUUAAAAACGAUUGUGGAUUACCUCCUUGAUGCUAAAGAAAAGAUUGAACUUCUAGCUACCGAAAACAAAGAGCUAUCGGCUGAAAUUCAAAAAUUGCGUGAUGAGAACUCUACUUUGCGUCGUUCAUUAUCUGUGGCCUCCAAACCUCCUCCUCAUAUUGAUCUCACAAAUCCUACACAGUUAGCGAAACUCUUUCUAGGAGAAGAGGAAAAGCGAUGGCUGAGUUCAUGGCCUGCAGUCAUGCGUAUCUCAAGGCCUUCAAGUUUUAUUCAAAUUGAGGAAGUAGAAAAUAAAACAAAUGGAAUAGUGAAAAGCUAUGGGCAGCAAAAGCAGAUUUGUAUAGGUCAAAUGGAACUCGGAAAUCGGAAGAAGAAGCAGCGUCGAGGAAAACGGCUUGCAUUCGAGACUAGAGACUUCACGACACAUCAAGCCUUUCCGGUUGACUGCCGACAAUCUAACAACAUCGACAACUCUCAUGAAACUUCCUGGUUCCAUACGGCUAGCGAGCGAAUGCAAUAA